UCCUACAGGUGAAAAGGAACAUCUCAGACCUGACAAAUAUCCCCGUUCGACACCAACAGUGGGACGGGUGGCCAGCCUCGGCAACCAACGACUCGAUGACGCUCGCUGCCUCAGGGAUCAGUUACCCCUGCCACCACCUGAGUGUGUGCCGACGCUCGUCCCCCGCCGUUCCCGCUGAGCAGGCUGAAGAAGUGCCCGGCCCGAGUCCAGUCCCCUUAUCCACGCAGUGCUCAGAUAUCCACAUGGUCAGUGACAGCGAGGGAGAUGACUUUGAGGAUGCGCCAGAGUUUGGUGUCGACGAGUCAGAUAUCUUUGGCAUGGGCAGCAGCACAGGAUGCCGGAAGUCGCCUAUGAUGCCAGACAACAGUGAGAAUGAGGGGGAUGCCUUACUGCACUUUACUGCCGAGUUUUCCACAAGAUACGGAGAUUGCCAUCCGGUCUUCUUCAUCGGCUCUUUGGAAGCAUCUUCUCAAGAGGCCUUCUACGGCAAAGCCAGAGAUGUACGUAACAGUUUCCACACACAACUCAAAGUGUCCUAGAAAACUGAUCCGUCG
Alosa sapidissima (American shad) is the source of this 554-nucleotide messenger RNA. Its product is annotated as FAS-associated factor 1-like. The transcript has 5 exons. Lineage: Eukaryota; Metazoa; Chordata; Actinopteri; Clupeiformes; Clupeidae. Bases 96 to 539 code for a protein of 147 amino acids. The record is from RefSeq and is a predicted model, not a curated record.